Mesorhabditis belari is the source of this 312-nucleotide messenger RNA. Lineage: Eukaryota; Metazoa; Nematoda; Chromadorea; Rhabditida; Rhabditidae. The record is from the annotation of a GenBank genome assembly.
AUGAAGCAAUGUUCGUCACGCAUUUCUAUUCGUUGCCUUUCUUCGCGUUUAUGUGGAGUGAUAUUCAAAGAUCUAUUACGGCUUUUAAUGCGAGUGUCCUUUUUCAUUUAUGAUUUCUCGCUGAAUAUCCCAAAAUUCUGGGUGCUACUUGGGAUAGCUUGUAUUUUACAAUAUCUGUGUAUUCGUUUCGUGUAUAAUUUGAACGCUACCGUGGAAGCACUCACUGUGACACUUGUUGUAACUUUGCCAAAAAUCUGUUCACACCAAUGCAUUGGUUUGGUGCUGUCUCGUUUUCGGAGGAACUGCCUGUUU